AUGAUACACGUACUCAUUUAUUUUAUUAAUAGGAAUGAAUCGGGAGACGGAGAAUUUGAUUUAUUUGGAGGAUUUAGAGAAUAUACAAUUUUAGGACAAUGUAAGGGCGGGACAGAGGUUACAUCUGAAGAUGUAACUGCGUUCGAAGAAACGCUAUCAAGAUUUGAUAGAAGUAAAACUAUCGCUAUCUUGAUAGCUCGUUACGACCACAGGGAAUUGUUAGCUCAAAGCAAUGCGGACGUUUUUACUCCAAACGCAAAAGCUAGAGCAAAAUCAUCCGAGUACAACAUUAUUCUAACGGAUGAAUUAAAUGU
Molecule: messenger RNA, 314 nt
Organism: Paraglomus occultum
Lineage: Eukaryota; Fungi; Glomeromycota; Glomeromycetes; Paraglomerales; Paraglomeraceae
Source: the annotation of a GenBank genome assembly